AUAAUAAUCUCUUCAACACGAAAGAAAAAUCUUCAAUAUCAAACCCGUCUCUCUCUCUUCAACUACACCUCUCUUUCUCGUUCUCUUUGCCCUCGCUCUUAGAUUAUCGCUAUCUUCGUUGCACGGCUGGCUGCCGAUGUAAGAUGUUCAGUAAAAGAGAAGGUGGUGUUUUUCUUCAUAUUUCUAUCUAGUGCUUUGUUGAAGAAUUAUUCCCUUGUGUCCAUGGCUGCUGAUCAGAGGAGGAAACGAAUAAAUGGUGCAAGCAUUGUUGGUUAUGGUUCUAGAGAGCAUCACAGGACCAAAAGAAAGAAUUCGGGACAAGGUCAAAAUGAUUUAAACCUGAGAUCUCACAUCUCUGUUGAGUGGGAUAGUAAUCAGAAAAGGGUUGUGGCCAAGCGGGAACAGAUUGGCAUCAGUCGGAGACAAAUGAAACCAUUUGUCAAUUUUGUUUCUAAUGAUCAUAAAGUCUUGGCAGAUGUGUUUACAAUGCCUCAAGAAAUUUUUUCCUUGGAUAAUUUAAGUGAAGUGCUUUCAUAUGAGGUUUGGAAGACCCUUCUUUCAGAAAAUGAACGAAACCUUCUUAUGCAGUUUCUCCCUAGUGGCUUAGAGCCACAUCACGCUGUGGAAGAAUUGCUCUCUGGGAGUAACUUUCAGUUUGGAAAUCCCUUAUUGAAAUGGGGAGCAUCACUUUGUUUAGGUGAUCUCCAUCCAGAUAUGAUUGUUGAUCGGGAACUGCAUCUGAAGGCUGAAAACAGAGCAUAUUACUCGCAAUUAUAUAAUUAUCACAAUGAUAUGCUAGGAUUUCUAUCUAAGUUGAAGGAGAGGUGGAAAAGCUGCAAAGAUCCAGAAAAGGAAUUUUUUCAGAAGAUACGGAGAUCAAAACAUGAUGAGAAAAAAAUGCCUUCAAAUCUGAAUGAAUCUAGAAUUUUUGACCGUGAUGAGAAUGUUACAUCUGACUCAUGCUCCUGGGAUGCAGAGGAGAAAGCUUGUAGUAGUGACAACCAAAUUUCCGUGCCGAGAAAGACUGAUAAACUUCAGAGAAGGGUGCUUGAGAAAUGCACUGUGAAAGGUAAAUCCAGAAAUUUGAUGUCUACUAAUGAUAUACUGAUUAUGGGAGGGAAUCCUAAGAAAGGAGACAAAGUGCGGAAGCGUAAUGUUCAAUUUAUUGAUGGUGACAAAUACAUGUCAUGUAUCAAGAUUAGUAAGAAGCAGCAUGAACUUGUUAAGAGUAUGAAGCAGUCUGGUAAAAGCAUCCAAUCUAGGUCUCUUACCCGUGUUUUGGACCUUGAUAACAUUCACGUGCAACCAUACGAAGUAUUUGUCAGAGAAGAGCAAAAGAAGUUGCAGGAGCAUUGGUUGCAAUUGGUGAACAAAGACCUUCCUGUGGCAAUUGUAAACUGGACAGAGAGACUGAUACAGAGACAUACAGUGAGAAAUUCUUUGGUGGAAGAGAUAAAGGAUGAAUCAAAUCCAAUCUUAGAGCAAGAGGAUAAUGUAAGCUCAGGGAGCGAGCUUCAGGUUCAGGACGAGGAUAACAUGAGCUCAGGAGGUGAGCUUAAGGACCAGAGUGAGGAUAACAUAAGCUUAGGAGGUGAGCUUGACAGUCAUAAUGAUAAUGUGAGCUCAGGGGAUGAGCUUCAGCAUCAAUUGGGGGAUGGAUGUCUAAAUGAUCAGCCUGACAUGAAAGACCAUGAGGAUUCUUUUGCUAGGGCUCCGGAGAACCAAUCUCCUCAUAAUUCUUAUGUUAGUAAUGAUGAGGAGUUCAAUCGAAUGAGUGAUUCAGAAAAGAAUCUUUUAUCAAAAUCAGAUAAUGCCACCCUGAAUCAAGAUGAAGAUUCAAAGAAUAUAAACACUAAGGACGUUUCUAUUGAUGAAGGAGCGCCUUUCACUUCUGGAGAUGAUGCCUGGCAAGCAGUUGAAGUGCCACAGUCAUACUAUAAUUCUGCUGUGUCUCAUGAAUACACAACCGAUGGGUUAUCACUGGCUAAUCCUCAAGUUAAUGUUGAGCAAAGAGCCCAUCUGAUUGAUCUUGAAGCUGAUUUGCGUCGACAUGUGACAGGAAAAGGAAUGUUACAUAGGCAUUUAGAUGAUGGGACGUUCGGUUCUUACCAAAGCCAAGAUCGAAGUGUCUUACUUCAAUCUCUCUUGAAGGGAGAUGGGUUGUUAUCCUAUCACCAUGAACAAAAAGGAGCUGAGUUAGACUACCAGACUUCAAACAAUAUUAUGAUGGGGGGUGGCCAAUGUUCUAAUCAUUUUAAGGAUCCCUUGCAAAUGUCGCCGACAUUGGACCAGGGGCACAGGAGAGCUACUGAGGUUUACAUGACAGAAACCAUGCCAGAAAAUAUUUAUUCAAAUGGAGGAAGGUACUUAAUGUCCAGGCCAGAUCCAUUGGCUUCUGCAAACGUGACCGGUUGGGCUGCUAAUACGGCUCCCAUAGCUGCACCUUCCCAGUCACACUUAAAUACUGGAGAUUUGACUGGUGGUCUGCAAUGGUUCCCUGCUGGCCAUCAAGUUCAUGGUGGCUGGAAUGGAUCUGUUGGUGGAAGCCUUUCAAGUCAAAGUCUUGGCACUGGAACUAUUGGUGGCUGGAAUGGAUCUAUUGGUGGUAGUCUUUCAAGUCAAAGUCUUGGUACUGGAACUAACUCUGAUCAGAGCUUAUUUAGUAUUCUAUCACAGUGUAAUCAAUUACCUGCAGGUAGCCCUUAUGAUUCAGUCAGAAAUACUGAUCAGUUUCUUGCACCAAGAACUUAUGGAGUAGUAGAUGCAGGUAUACCCAGGCUGAAUGCAGUUGCGCCACAGGCUUCUCAUCCAUUAGAUUACUUAACCGGACGAAGCGAGCCACCUAUUGGUCUGGUACCUGAUGAUAUGGCAUGGAUGAGCUUGCCACACCAGAGUUCUGCAUUACAUGAUCAAAUGGGAAAGCCAUACCAAAGGUCAUGGCACCGCUAAUGAAUGUUCUACCAGAUGUCAGCAAAAUGUAGUCAGGGUUCAGACUUCAGAGCUUGACUUCAAGAGAUUGAGAAGAAAUGCACAUUUGCUCCUUAUUUUGUGGCUUAAGAAUCAUAGAAGCUGGGAAUACAUGCCCUUAGAUGAGAUAGGUUUCUGUACAUACCUAUACUGAGGUCAAAUCUGCACCUUGUACAUAUCUAGCUAGAUAUUAGAUGGGAAGUAGAGAAGCCAAGGGCUUGAGAUAAGCUUCAAGAAUUUCUGGUGCUUAGGCAAGUUACAUAUUUUAUUCUUAUUUUUUAUUUUUUCCCUUGGUUCUAGAGAGACAUUCUUUAAAAAUUUUGGAAGGUAAGAAAUACUGAGGCUGGUACCUCUUUAGUUUA
Molecule: messenger RNA, 3329 nt
Organism: Lotus japonicus
Lineage: Eukaryota; Viridiplantae; Streptophyta; Magnoliopsida; Fabales; Fabaceae
Exons: 10
Coding region: 223-2949 (908 amino acids)
Cellular component (GO): Ino80 complex
Source: RefSeq, a predicted model, not a curated record